AUGUCCUGUCUCCAGGCCCUGUGUUCUAGCAUUGUUGCCAUGUUCCUGGGACUCUACCUACAACUACUAACCACUGGUGAAGCUGUGGACAUACAAAAGCUGCUUGAUGUAAAUGUGGUUCCCAUGGGCCCUGCAAAACCAGGAGAGAACAUUGAACUGGCAUGUCGUAUUCAAUCAUUUUGGACAGCUUGCACUGCGGUAAAGGUCUACACUCAAAGCAACCUGACCAUUGAUUUCCCUUUGGGAAAUUUCAAUUAUACUUACUGUGCAUGUCCUGGGGAAACUAAGACCUUCUACUGGACAAUCCAAAGCAACAGGACUGUAAAUGUAGGAUGUAAAGCUGUUUUCCUCCUGGAUAAUGUUUGCCCUGAGGGCCAGAAUUCAGUUCCUCCCCAGAGCAAAAGAAGAUAUGGUUCUAAUAUGAAGACCUUGAAAAUAUCUAACUAGCUACAAAAGCCCAAGGCUCUCUCCUUUCCUCUCAUCAUUUAAAGUCACUCUGUUAGUUCUGACCCCAGAACUAGCUCUGAGCCUCUGAGACCAGUUUCAAAUGUAGAAUAAACAUAUCA
Molecule: messenger RNA, 566 nt
Organism: Gracilinanus agilis (Agile Gracile Mouse Opossum)
Lineage: Eukaryota; Metazoa; Chordata; Mammalia; Didelphimorphia; Didelphidae
Gene: PIP
Product: prolactin induced protein
Exons: 4
Coding region: 1-447 (148 amino acids)
Biological process (GO): regulation of immune system process; proteolysis
Cellular component (GO): extracellular region
Molecular function (GO): aspartic-type endopeptidase activity
Source: RefSeq, a predicted model, not a curated record